Canariomyces notabilis is the source of this 1872-nucleotide messenger RNA. RefSeq names its product MFS general substrate transporter. The coding region runs from base 1 to 1872 and encodes 623 amino acids. Gene Ontology annotation, cellular component: plasma membrane. Lineage: Eukaryota; Fungi; Ascomycota; Sordariomycetes; Sordariales; Chaetomiaceae. The record is from RefSeq and is a predicted model, not a curated record. The transcript is spliced from 2 exons. Gene Ontology annotation, biological process: transmembrane transport. Gene Ontology annotation, molecular function: transmembrane transporter activity.
AUGGACGCCACAUACAACAAGGAGACUGCCGGUCAUCAUAAAGAAGGCCUCGAGCCGUCGGCAAAUCACGAUGCUGAAGGUAGUAAUAAGGACGAAAAUGACGACGCGACAGCCACCAGCACCACUACUGCCACCGGCGCAGCCCCUGUACCCGGACCGGGACCAGGAGCAGGAGCAGGACAACACGAUGCACCGCCAGCACCAGCCGAACCCGAAGCGUCGCGCACCAAGCUGCAGACAACACUGAUCAUCGCCGCUCUCGGCUCAGCUCUCUUCCUGGCCGCGCUCGACGUGACCAUCGUGACGGUCGCCGUCCCCACCAUCGCGCUCGAGUUCCAGUCCACGGCCGGGUACACGUGGAUCGGGUCGGCGUACAUGCUGGCGAGCGCCGCGGCCGCGCCCAUGUGGGGGAAAGUGUCAGACAUUUGGGGCCGGAAGCCCCUCAUGCUUGUUGCUGUUGCGGUUUUCUGGGUUGGGUCGUUGUUGAGUGCGGUUAGUAGGAACAUGGGCAUGCUCAUUGCUGCGAGGGCGAUUCAGGGGGUGGGUGGGGGCGGGAUUGUGAUUUUGGUUAAUGUUUGUAUUAGUGAUCUGUUUUCGAUGAGGAGAAGAGGAGUCUUCUUUGGCGUCAUGGGCAUGGUCUGGGCCAUCGCAUCAGCGAUCGGGCCCGUCCUGGGCGGCGUCUUCACGAGCAACGUGACGUGGCGGUGGUGCUUCUACAUCAACCUGCCCAUCUCCGGGCUCGGCUUCGCUAUCCUGGCCUUGGUGCUCAAACUGCACAACCCGCGCACGCCCAUGCGCCAGGGCCUGGCCGCUGUCGACUGGCUGGGGUCCGUCACCAUUGUCGGCGCCACCCUCAUGGUCCUCUUCGCCCUCGAGUUUGGCGGCGUCACCCACCCCUGGAAUUCACCCAUCGUUGUAUGCCUGCUGGUUUUUGGCAUCGUGACGGCUGCCAUUUUCGUCAUCCUUGAGUGGAAGGUGGCCGAGUUCCCCAUCGUGCCGAUGCACCUCUUUAGGAAGCGCUCCCGUGUCGCCUCGCUGGGAGUCACCGCCCUCCACGGCCUCGUUUUCAUGUCCGGUAGCUACUAUCUCCCGCUUUAUUUUCAGGCGGUUCUUGGCGCCUCGCCAUUGCUGUCGGGCGUGUAUGUUCUUCCCUUCGUCAUGUCCCUGUCCCUCGUGUCGGCAGCAACGGGCAUCAUCAUCAGGAAGACGGGCAAAUACUUCCCCUGCAUUAUCUUUGGCAUGACGGUCAUGACGCUCGGUUUUGGGCUGUUUAUCGACCUCGAAGUGCGUCCCAAUUGGGCCAAGAUCGUCCUCUACCAGAUCAUCGCUGGCAUCGGCGUCGGGCCGAACUUCCAGUCUCCCCUGAUUGCGCUGCAGUCGACCGUCGAGCCUCGUGACAUGGCCUCGGCCACAGGUACUUUCGGAUUUGUGCGGCAGCUGUUCACCUCCAUCUCCAUCGUCGUCGGCGGCGUCGUGUUCCAGAACGGCAUGCAGAAGCAGUACCCGCGGCUGGUCGAAGAGAUGGGCCCGGAUGCCGCGAACCUUCUAUCGGGUGGUAACGCCGCGUCCAGCGUCGGCCUUGUUGACCGGCUGCCUGAGCGGCAGCGCGAGAUAGCGCGCGACGCGUACCUCCAGAGCCUGCGCACCAUGUACAUUGUGUUUGUGGCACUCGCUGGAGCAGGUCUAUUGCUCUCUUUCCUGAUCGGUCAACACACGCUGAGCAAGGACCACCAAGAGCACAAGACAGGACUGGACCAAAUGCGGUUAGCAAAGCAGGAGCGUGCCGCCGAAACUGCCAAAGGCAUGGUGACGGACGAAGAGAAUGGGGAUGCAUCCCUGCAGUCUCAAGAUAAGUCCGAGACGAGGGCUUAG